AGGGAGAGCACGCGGGCGCAGGGCAGCCGCCGGCCACGCCGCUCCCAUAAACACUUGUUUAGGACUCGUUCGCCUCGCUGAGGUCCCCGGCUGCCCAGGCAUGGAGCCCCCGCCAGACCCCCACCCCCCCGCCUCGGCCGCGGCGCCUCUGCGUGCCCCGGAGGUGGCGCGACUCUGCGAGGAGCAGGAGAAGGUGGUCACUAACUGCCAAGAGAAAAUCCAGCAUUGGAAGAAGGUAGAUGAUGACUAUAAUGCUCUUCAAGAAAGACUCAGUACUUUGCCUGAUAAGCUGUCUUAUAAUAUCAUGGUACCAUUUGGCCCCUUUGCCUUCAUGCCAGGAAAACUUGUCCAUACCAAUGAAGUGACUGUUUUACUUGGGGACAACUGGUUUGCAAAGUGCUCCGCAAAGCAGGCUGUAGGUUUAGUUGAGCACCGGAAGGAACAUAUAAGAAAAACAAUAGAUGAUUUAAAAAAAGUGAUGAAAAAUUUUGAAUCCAGAGUUGAAUUCACAGAAGAUUUGCAGAAAAUGAGUGAUGCUGCAGGUGAUAUUGUUGACAUAAGGGAAGAAAUUAAAAGUGACUUCGAAUUUAAAGGAAAACAACGAAUUGCUCAUAAACCUCAUUCUAAACCAAAAACUUCAGAUAUUUUUGAAGCAGAUUUUGCCAAUGAUGUAAAAUCCAAGGAUUUUCUUCCUGAUAAGGAACUGUGGACUAGACUUGAAGAACUAGAGAGACAAGAAGAAUUACUGGGUGAACUUGACAGUAAACCUGAUACUGUCAUUACAAAUGGAGAAGAUACAACCUCUUCUGAAGAGGAGAAAGAAGAUCAAAACACAAACGUGAAUGUCAUGCAUCAAGUAACAGACUCCCUUAUUCCCAGCAGUUGUCUGAAGGGUGUUGUCAGUUCAGAACUAUUCAGAGGUCAAGUGAAUAGUAAAUUGAACUGUUCAGUGAAUGGUUCAGAUUCUUAUCACAGUAAUGAAGAUGAAGAAAAAGAAGAAGAAGAAGAUGAUGAUGAUGGUGGUAGUGAUAAUGAAAAUGACCAUGAUGCUUCAGGGGUUGGAGAUCAUUCUGUACCAACAAUAUACUUUUCUCAUACUGUUGAACCUAAGAGGGUUCGAAUAAAUACGGGGAAAAAUACUACUUUAAAAUUCAGUGAAAAGAAAGAAGAAGCCAAACGUAAACGAAAGAACAGCUCUGGCAGUGGUCAUUCUGCCCACGAGCUGCCUACAAUCAGAACUCCUGCUGACAUUUACAGAGUUUUUGUUGAUGUUGUGAAUGGAGAAUAUGUCCCUCGUAAAUCAAUUCUCAAGUCUCGAAGCAGAGAGAACAGUGUUUGUAGUGAUACCAGUGAGAGCAUUUUGGAAGAGGAACCACAAGAAGAAAAUCAUCAAAAGAAACCGUUGCCCUCAUCGGGAGCACCUGAGGCUUUUUCUGGAACUGUAAUAGAAAAAGAAUUUUUAUCAUCCUCUUUAACACCACACCCAGCCAUUGCUCAUCCUGUUCUGCCCACCAUUCCAGAGAGAAAAGAAGUUCUGUCAGAAGCAGCAGAGGAAACUGCAAAAAGGGUUUCAAAGUUCAAAGCUGCCAGAUUGCAACAGAAAAGCUAGGAAAUGAGAGUUUACAUCCUCAAACCUAGUUGUGCAUUUUUAGAAUAUACGUAACAAAAUAUGUGACAUGUAGUGUGAAAUAAGGCAUCCUGAGUUAGUUUGGCAGCAACUUUUUUAUCCUUAUCAGUGGUACUAAAAAAAUUCAAAGUAAAUGUUUGAAUACUUUAAUAUUCAGCUUGUUUGUUAAUUCUCUCAAUACUGUCUAAGUUGGUCUUAUGAUGCAGUGGUAGCAUUUCAAAUUAUUUUUCAAAGAAUACUGUUCAUGUGCAUUGUUUUUGUGUUUCAAACUAAAUACAAGCAGUUUUGUAGCAGCUGUGAUGUUGUGUGUACCAUAUGGACCAUUUUAAAGAAACUUUUAAAAUUUCAGUGGAUUCAACAAUUAUAUUACUUGCUUUCGCAUUUUAAAAGCACUUUAAAAAAAAUCUACUUCCCUUCUAGGUUUUGCAGCUAGGUGGCUAUUUAAAAAAAACCUCUCCCCUUUGGAUGUAAUACUGUAAUCUUUAAGGCAGAAUGCUACAUGUACCCUGUGGGAAAGUCUCCUUGAUUGGAAGAAUAUUUUGUAAAAACAUUUUUUCAAGUAAAAAUUUUAUGAAACUUGGCCUCUAAAAUGUGAAUUUUAUGAUUUAGAAUUGAGCAUAGAAAUGUCUUUGAAUCAUAUAUGUGCUACGUAUACCUCACAACAGAUUGUUAAAUUCUUAAAUUCCAUAGGCACUUCUCCUCCUUGUGUGUACAGUUUUCACUGGGACAGAAGGAAAAUUUGUUCAGAUGCUAAAGUAGAUUUUAAAAUAAAAAUUUCUUAAUGUUUUAA
Molecule: messenger RNA, 2417 nt
Organism: Heterocephalus glaber (naked mole-rat)
Lineage: Eukaryota; Metazoa; Chordata; Mammalia; Rodentia; Bathyergidae
Gene: Uri1
Product: URI1 prefoldin like chaperone
Biological process (GO): negative regulation of phosphatase activity; negative regulation of transcription by RNA polymerase II
Molecular function (GO): phosphatase inhibitor activity; chromatin binding; transcription corepressor activity
Source: RefSeq, a predicted model, not a curated record